Messenger RNA from Colletotrichum orchidophilum, 1368 nucleotides. RefSeq lists its product as uncharacterized. Gene Ontology annotation, cellular component: preribosome, small subunit precursor. Gene Ontology annotation, molecular function: RNA endonuclease activity. Bases 1 to 1368 code for a protein of 455 amino acids. The record is from RefSeq and is a predicted model, not a curated record. Gene Ontology annotation, biological process: ribosomal small subunit biogenesis; maturation of SSU-rRNA. The transcript has a single exon. NCBI's taxonomy places the organism in Eukaryota, Fungi, Ascomycota, Sordariomycetes, Glomerellales, Glomerellaceae.
AUGUCCAACGAUGCUAUGGCCGCUCCGGCGGUCGCAAGCCCAACUGUGGCUGAGGAGCGCAAGCCCAUUCACGCACUUGUUCUGGAUACCGGACCAUUGAUCAAGAAUGACCCUCCUGUCAGCACUUUGCUCGCACAGGCUGACGAGCUCUAUAUGCUGCCUUCCAUUGUCGACGAAAUUCGCGAUGUCAGCACCCGCACACGAGUACAGACGACCCUCAUGCCUUUCGUCAUACUCCGCAACCCCCGGACCGACAGCAUCAAGUUUGUUUCCGAUUUUGCGCGCCGCUCCGGUGAUCUAGAGGUUCUCAGCAGACCCGACCUACACUUGCUUGCGUUGACAUACGAGCUCGAACUUGAGAAGACUGGAAGCGACCAGAAUCUAAGGCAACAACCGGGUGCGCGGGCUGCCAAUGACAAGGGACCAAGCUCCAAUGUCCCGGUCACGAAGGCUGAGGUUGGCACAGGGUUACUGGGGAAUCCGGCUACUGAGGGCGAAGAGGUGGCAGAGCCGAGUCUGUUACAUGACGGCGCAUCUAUUGAAGAGAGUGCUGAGCCGACACAAACAGAAACCCAGCAAAGUGCGGCAUUGGAAACCUCCUCGUCGGACGCCGGGGCAACACAGAUUACGCAAUAUAUGAGCAACCUCGAGGUGGAUGACAAGACAACAUCUGAGCCGGCUGUCUCGACCGUUGCCGACGCCAACGAAGCUCAAGGGGAAGGAUCAGACUCUGAAGACGGCUGGAUCACGCCGUCUAACGUAAAGAAGCAUAAGGAGAUGGAUAGCAAGCUGCUACAACCGACUGCGCCUGCAAUUGAUAUCAAGGUCGGCAUCCUUACCUCCGAUUACGCCAUGCAGAACGUUGCCCUGAGAAUUGGGCUCAAUCUGCUGUCGCCGUCCAUGUCACGCAUCACCCAACUCAAGACUUGGGUUCUUCGAUGCCACGGAUGUUUCCAGGUCUGUAAGAAAAUGGACCGCCAGUUUUGCCCCAGCUGCGGGCAGGCCACUCUGAUUCGCACAUCUUGCACGACUGAGGAGGACGGCACCUUCAAGAUCCACCUGAAGCGCAACUUCCAGUGGAAUAACAGAGGCAACGUUUUCAGUAUUCCCAAGCCCACAGCUGGUACAGCCAGCGGCAAACUUUCUAAGAACGUCGGAGGCAAGAACAACUGGGGUACCAACCUUAUCUUCGCUGAAGACCAAAAGGAGUACGAAAGGGCUGUAGGUGACAACCGUCGGGCUCGGCGGAGGGAUCUAAUGGAUGAGGAUUACCUCCCGAGCAUUCUCACAGGUGACCGCCAAAGCGGCGCCAAUGGAAAGGUGCGACUGGGCCCGGGAAGAAACAUUAACGGUCGCAAGAGGAGAUAA